Helianthus annuus (common sunflower) is the source of this 396-nucleotide messenger RNA. Its product is annotated as bZIP transcription factor 44. The record is from RefSeq and is a predicted model, not a curated record. The transcript has a single exon. Bases 1 to 396 code for a protein of 131 amino acids. Gene Ontology annotation, cellular component: nucleus. Gene Ontology annotation, molecular function: transcription cis-regulatory region binding; DNA-binding transcription factor activity. NCBI's taxonomy places the organism in Eukaryota, Viridiplantae, Streptophyta, Magnoliopsida, Asterales, Asteraceae. Gene Ontology annotation, biological process: positive regulation of DNA-templated transcription.
AUGGACCAAAGAGAACAAAGAAGAAUGAUAUCAAACAGAGAAUCAGCAAAGAGGUCAAGAAUGAAGAAGCAAAAGCACUUGAACGAUCUCAUGACUCAGCUGAGUCAACUCAGGAGCGAGAACAACCGAGUUGUGUCCAGUAUUGGUAUGAUCACUCAGCAUUAUGUGAGUUUGGAGGCUGAGAACUCGGUGCUGGCCGCUCGGGUGACCGAGCUCGGUCACCGGUUACGGUCACUCAACGAGAUCAUCGAGUUUAUGAAACAACAAGUAGUUGAUACUGGAAGUUGGUUUCCUGAUGAACAUUAUGGAGGGAGUGGUGCCGAUUUGAUUGACUCAGUGAGUUAUGUUUACUCUUGCCAACCUAUAAUGACUUCUAUUGACAUGAAUAUUAUGUAG